Astyanax mexicanus (Mexican tetra) is the source of this 3420-nucleotide messenger RNA. RefSeq names its product interferon regulatory factor 3 (gene irf3). Gene Ontology annotation, molecular function: DNA-binding transcription factor activity, RNA polymerase II-specific; RNA polymerase II cis-regulatory region sequence-specific DNA binding; protein binding. Gene Ontology annotation, cellular component: nucleus. Gene Ontology annotation, biological process: regulation of transcription by RNA polymerase II; immune system process. NCBI's taxonomy places the organism in Eukaryota, Metazoa, Chordata, Actinopteri, Characiformes, Acestrorhamphidae. Bases 192 to 1559 code for a protein of 455 amino acids. The record is from RefSeq and is a predicted model, not a curated record. The transcript has 11 exons.
CUGGGUAAAAGAGGGUGACGUCGAAAUGGGAAAACGAAACUGAUGUGGUGGGAUUUCCAGAGAAAAGCUGUAGUGCUGAGUAGAGAUAUCUUGCUAUAAAAACAGCAGUAGCAGCUGUUAGCAGUCGGUUAGCGUCUUUAACACAGCGGAGAGAGCAUUUUUAACGAUUUAAGCACAGAUAUUGAGCAUCGAUGGCCCAAAACAAGCCGCUGUUCAUCCCGUGGCUGCGGCAGCAGAUCGACAGCGCUCUGUACCCCGGAGUGAACUGGCUCAACCCCGAGCGCACGCUCUUCACCGUCCCCUGGAAACACGCUCUGAGACAGGACUCCAACAGCGACGAUGUGCGAAUAUUCAAGGCCUGGGCCAGAACGAGUGUGAAUUCUGGAGAGAUGAUCCCAGGUGAUUCCUCGGUGUGGAAGAGGAACUUCCGCAGUGCUCUCAGAGCCAGAGGCUUUAAGAUGUAUCAGGACAACAAGAACGACACGGCCAACCCUCACAAGAUCUUUAAGUGGCCAGAGGACGGACAGUCUGGGGGAGACUCCAGGGAAAGUUCACAAGAUUAUGAUGGGAAUUUUCCUCUAGAUGCUCUGGAUCUGGAUAAUGAAAUUUUGUUUCGAGACGGAGCCCAAGCACACCAGAUUCUGGAGGAGUGUCUUCAGGGCCUGAAUAUUACCCAACCUGAGCAAGAGUCUGUAGGUGUGGUGGAUCCGUAUCUGCUGGGAGGGUCAGCAGGGGCAGAUCUGUACUCGGCUGCAGCUCCUGCAGCGUCCUGUCUGCUGAACAGUCCCGUCAGUGAGGUGUUCUCUGAUCAGGCUGUUGGUGGUUUGGGACACAUCUCUCCUGCUGAAGCCUCUGCAGCUCUCGGACAGUUUUCUCCACUGGAGGGAGCUUUCACAGGCACACAAGACCCACUUCCUGUUCAGGACACUGCUAAUGACUCAGGUAUCAACAACUUUCCAACCCAUUAUAAUGUGAGCGUUUACUACAGAGGGAGCAAAGUGUUGGAGCAGCUGGUGGAGAAUGAGACGGGAUUCAGGAUUAUGUUCAGGAAUGACCUCGGCCUAAUGACAGACACACUGCCGGUUAUAAGACUGCCUGACACGGACUCUAUCCUGGACCAGACCCAGGCCAGUUCAACCAGGGAUAUCCUGGUUAAUCUGGGGGGUCUGGAGGUCAGGAAGAAGAGCGGUGUUGUUUUUGGGCAUCGCUGGGGAGACAGCCGGGUCUUCUGGGGUCUGUGUAAACAUGAGCGCACCGACCAGCCCAGACCUCUCGCUAAAAUCCACCCGGAGCCAAUUUACCACUUUAAGGAUUUCUGCACAGGAAUAAUGGACUUUAUGCAUUACAAAGGAUCGUCUCCUUCAUACACUCUGUAUUUCUUUCUGGGCCAGAAUUGGCCUGACCCCAAAAGAAAACCCUGGGAGAAGAAGCUCAUUAUGGUGGAGGUGGUGCUCACCUCACUGGAGAGGCUGAAGAUGAUGGCUGUUGAAAACGGAGCUUCUUCACUACAGUCUGAUGAGCUGCAGCUUUCGCUGGAGCAGAUGAUGGAAUUGUGCUGAAAAUGAUGCUGGAAUCUGAGAGAAACUGGAGUCAUGCACUUUCUGCAGUUUAUUAAAUCAAUGUUUGGCCAGAGUUUGAGUUUACACGUACCUCAGAUAGUCUGAAUGCCGGUCUGUUAUUUAGAUUUUCACUGGAGCUAUGAGGCUAACACUGCUAGCACAAUUUAAACCCAAUAUAAACACAGAGUUACUGCAGCAGCUCAGAAAAUGAUGCUUGUUCUUACAGCCUACAACACAGAGACCAAGCAGUUAAUCAUAAUAUAUGAUCUAUAAGUUUAUCUAAGGUAGCCUGGGGGGCAAUCACUACACUCUGAUGGUUAACAGUGAACACUCUAAACUCUUACAUACAUUUUGUCUGAUUUAUUCUGUUAGCUUUAUUACUUGUUAGCCAUGUUAGCCUUGCAGCUUCAGUGCAAAAGAAACUUAACACAGAAAAUAAUGCCAUGAUUUUGUGACACAAUAUGAGAACCUUUAUUACUUAUAGAAGCGACACUGAAGACUCGCAUGCCUCCUCCAAUACAUGUGAAGUCAGAGUCCGCCUCUUUUUGAACUGCUGCUGAUGUAGCAUUGCCGAGUAGCAUCACAGCACUAACGCUCAGAGGAAAGCGCAGCGACUCGGUUCUGAUACAUCAGCUCACAGACGCAGCCUUGUGCUGAUCCACAUCAACCUAGUAGUGAUUAGGGAAAAGAGAGAGCGCCAUCUACUGUACCCACCCAGAGAGAGUAAGGCAAAUUGUGCUCUCUCAUGGCUCCGGCAGCUGAUGGCAAGCUGCAUGAACAGGAUUCGAACCAGCAAUCACUCGAUCAUAGUGGCAGCACUUCAGACUGCUGGACCAAUCAGUGCCCUGGAACAAUAUGUUUAUUACUUUUUAUAGAUAUAAUUAAGCAAUAAUACAUGAGACGGAGUGCUUUAACGUGUAAUACUGUCACUCCUGUGCUGUGGUCGUUAUUGUGAUUAUACCACAGUUCCAUUAUCACUAUUUACUGAAAGAUUUUGAGUUAAAGAGGAGGAGAAAAUAGAAUCUGUUUGGUUAUAAAAACUCCGCCAGUUAAAUUAUUCCAUUGCCGCUCUGUUUGUAGCUGUGCUGUUUGGCUUGUAAGCGCUGCAUCGUUGCUAGAUGGUUACCUGUAUGUGGUGUAGUAAUACAUGGAGACCUUUGGCUACAGUGCAUUACCUGCUGAUAACUGCACUCAUAGAACGCCUCUCAGCCUCACAUUGCAGGGUCAGAACUAACUGUGGUAUAAUGGAAGAUAUUAAUCAAACGAUUUAAAAUGAUUUUAAAGCACUGCCCUGGGUCACUGUAUAUAGUUAUAUAUAGUUCAAAUGCAGUUUCAGUAAUUUUUGUAAAAAAUCUAAGGGAUAUAUGUGUGUAAUGUUUGCAAGGCGAUCUUUCUCUUUCUCUCCCUUUAGAUCACUGCUUCACUGAUGGUAAUUGUGAGAAUAGUGUAAUAUCACUGUUAUACUGACCCCAUCAUGCUCAUGCUGCGAAACUCGAGUAAUAUUUGUGUAAAAUUCUUUAAUAUUACUCAACCUACUCAGUCCACACGCUUCUUUUACUUUAGCGUGUCCAGAAAUGAAAGUUUGAAGUGCACUUGAGGUAAAUCUUAUGUUGCUUUAAAGUAUAAAGUCACAUGAAAAUACACUUAAUUAAUUGUGUAUGUAAUUUUAUAUGUGAUUAUUCAGGUACUGUGAAAAGAACUGAAAUACUGAACAAAGCUGUGGUAAUGUUUCAUCAGUGUGAACAGAUGUACAACUUUGAUUCAUGUGAAUUCAGUGUAUUACUUGUUUUCAUUGGGGACGUUUAGGCAAUCAGAGAGAGUCUAGUGAUUUCUGGAAAAUAAAACAUAUCAAUCUCUAUUA